This is a messenger RNA of Polyodon spathula (Mississippi paddlefish), 1226 nucleotides long. RefSeq names its product B-cell lymphoma/leukemia 10-like. The record is from RefSeq and is a predicted model, not a curated record. Gene Ontology annotation, cellular component: cytosol; CBM complex. The coding region runs from base 276 to 1001 and encodes 241 amino acids. The transcript is spliced from 3 exons. NCBI's taxonomy places the organism in Eukaryota, Metazoa, Chordata, Actinopteri, Acipenseriformes, Polyodontidae. Gene Ontology annotation, biological process: canonical NF-kappaB signal transduction; apoptotic process; adaptive immune response. Gene Ontology annotation, molecular function: kinase activator activity; NF-kappaB binding; transcription coactivator activity.
GGAAGUCCUGUGGCUUUUUUUCUGAUUGGACAGAGUUCAACCACUUCCUAACUUUCAAUUUUGAAAAGAAGGAAAUUUAUUUUAUAGUGCGCUCUAACACCAAGGAAUUUCUUCUCCGAAUAGUUUAUCUGUACACGUAUUCUUUUGUGGUCAAAGACCACUACGGUGCUUGUACGGGGGAGUUUUGAGGUGAGACUUGGAGUACACUAUCGUGUCGUGUCGGGUAGGUGUUAUUGUAUUGUCUGUUAACCCCGGAAACCUACGCCCGUAAUACAAUGGAUGUUCCCCAGCUUACUGAAGACGAAAUGGCUGAAAUAAAAAAGGAAGCUCUAGAACGAUUGAGACCAUAUCUCUGUGAUACAAUCAUGGCUGAAAGACAUUUUGAUUACCUGCGUGCCAAGAAGAUCCUCACCAGAGAGGACACAGAGGAGAUCAGCUGCAAAAACACAAGCAAAAAGAAGACUGGAAAGCUGCUUGACUAUCUAGCAGAAAACCCAAGGGGUCUGGACACUCUGAUUGAAUCCAUCCAGCGUGGGAGAAUCCAGAAUUUCAUCAUCACUAAAAUCACUGAUGAAGUACAGAAGGUCAGAAAUGAAAGACUGGAAAGCAUGAAAGCCGGAGUCACCAGUAGCAGCUGCGUGCCACCCAAGUGUAUGGGUGCAACAAACAACCUCUCCAGAACAUUUUCAUAUGAGUCCAUCUAUGAGAAAGGCAGAGAUUCCACCUUGCUGUUGCACCCUGAAGGGGAAUGGAGUCCUGGCACAUCCACUGCUGUUUCCUCAAUGAAUUUGCAAUAUGGAUCCAUGUUGGAAAAGGGAACUACAGUAGCCAGUAACAGUGUGUCUUCCACGCUUCCAAAGCCUGGAGACCCGGGGGCCCCAGCGCUCCCUGAUGAGCUGCAGUCAGAGCCCGAGGGGACCUGUGGAAGCACCAGCAGUGAUGCACAGUUUCAACCACUCCGCUCGAGGUCUCUGUCACCAUCACAGCCUCACUUUUCCUAGGAAGAAAUGAUAACCUCUUUUCUCUCUGAAUUUAAGGUGGCUGUUGGGAUUCUGAUGUAUAAAUAAUCUGUACAGUACCUUGAAACACUCGAUCAUAAAUUCUGAGAUAAAACGAUAAGAAAUCAAGCUUUGGAUUACAUUUGGAUUACAUUAUGGUACCGCUAUCCUUUUAGGUGCCAGAUUUCAAAACAAACAGUAACUAAUAAAGAGAACUGGUUGAAGGUA